Molecule: messenger RNA, 1003 nt
Organism: Salvelinus fontinalis (brook trout)
Lineage: Eukaryota; Metazoa; Chordata; Actinopteri; Salmoniformes; Salmonidae
Product: ribonuclease inhibitor-like
Exons: 6
Coding region: 1-954 (317 amino acids)
Molecular function (GO): protein binding
Source: RefSeq, a predicted model, not a curated record
AUGGCAGGUUUCAGGACACUGAUGCUGUCAGGCUGUGGAGUCACAGAGGAAGGCUGUGCUUCUCUGGUCUCAGCUCUGAGGUCAAACCCCUCACACCUGAGAGAGCUGGAUCUGAGUAACAAUGACCUGAAGGAUUCAGGAGUGAAGCUGCUCUCUGCUGGACUGGGGAAUCCCCACUGUAAACUGGAGACUCUGAGGCUGUCAGACUGUCUAGUCACAGAGGAAGGCUGUGCUUCUCUGGUCUCAGCUCUGAGGUCAAACCCCUCACACCUGAGAGAGCUGGACCUGAGUAACAAUGACCUGAAGGAUUCAGGAGUGAAGCUGCUCUCUGCUGGACUGGGGAAUCCCCACUGUAAACUGGAGACUCUGAGGCUGUCAGGCUGUCUAGUCACAGAGGAAGGCUGUGCUUCUCUGGUCUCAGCUCUGGAGUCAAACCCCUCACACCUGAGAGAGCUGGAUCUGAGUAACAAUGACCUGAAGGAUUCAGGAGUGAAGCUGCUCUCUGCUGGACUGGGGAAUCCCCACUGUAAACUGGAGACUCUGAGGCUGUCAGGCUGUCUAGUCACAGAGGAAGUCUGUGAUUCUCUGGUCUCAGCUCUGAGGUCAAACCCCUCACACCUGAGAGAGCUGGAUCUGAGUAACAAUGACCUGAAGGAUUCAGGAGUGAAGCUGCUCUCUGCUGGACUGGGGAGUCAACACUGUAAACUGGAGACUCUGAGGCUGUCAGGCUGUCUAGUCACAGAGGAAGGCUGUGCUUCUCUGGUCUCAGCUCUGAGGUCAAACCCCUCACACCUGAGAGAGCUGGACCUGAGCUACAAUCACCCAGGAGACUCAGGAGUCAGACUGCUCUCUGCUGGACUGGAGGAUCCACACUGCAGACUGGAGAAACUCAAGUAUGUAGAGGGUUUAUGUCAAUGUUCAUAUCAGACAUGUUUGACUUAUCAGGCUGGUUAAGACAAACAUUCUUACCACCACUUGGACAAAGUUAUAUCCUGACUGUGUG